Messenger RNA from Acyrthosiphon pisum (pea aphid), 1603 nucleotides. RefSeq names its product smad nuclear-interacting protein 1. Gene Ontology annotation, molecular function: protein binding. NCBI's taxonomy places the organism in Eukaryota, Metazoa, Arthropoda, Insecta, Hemiptera, Aphididae. The record is from RefSeq and is a predicted model, not a curated record. Bases 357 to 1178 code for a protein of 273 amino acids. The transcript has 3 exons.
CGUCCGUGAUUUGCACAUAUUAUUAGCUUCUCUAAUACCGUUUAGGUUUAGAUAGAAAAAAAAAAGGUUCUAUUGUUCUGUCACCUAUCAUCAAACAAUAAAUAAGUAUUAAGCCAUAAAAGUGAUAUUGUUGGAUAUUAUUGACCAUUUUACCAUGUUUGGCAGCAAUGGGUCGUUCCCACUCCCCCCGUGGCCCAGUCGAUCAUCAACGAUAGUACUAUCUUAAAUCGUACCCAUCACGGCCAUCACCGGACACCAAUAUCGUUAAUUGUUUCCAGUUUUCCAGUCCAUUAUAUCUUAAUAUUCUUAUUUCCAAAUUGCAGAGGGAAACUGAGAUAGCCGGACGUAGGUACGUUAUGAUACCGACCAUGGUCGGGCGUUUAGACACGGCGGAAAGAAGACACAAACAGACGUCGAAAAGGCAUGAACAAGAAGACAAUUUUGAACGUCGAAAGCCACACAAUUAUCGUGACAACAACAAAUCCUCUGAACGACAGCACCGAAGACAUAAUUCGAAUUCCGACGAUGAUGAUCGUAGAAAAAGACCAAGGAAUGAUCGCAGGGACAACUCGAGACAUCAAGGCAGGUCAGAUUCUGAUCACGUAUGGGGCACUAAAGACUCGUCGUCUAGUGAAAAGAAACCAGAUGCGAAAAAAGAAGAACCAAACUUUGAAACUACUGGCAAGUUAGCCGAGGAUACAAAUACUUUUAAUGGCGUAGUUAUAAAGUACAGUGAGCCAGCCGAGGCGAGAAAACCGAAACGACGCUGGCGGCUAUACCCAUUCAAAGGAGAGAAACAAUUACCUGUAUUACACAUACACAGACAAAGUGGGUAUUUACUCGGACGUGAUCGUAAAGUAGCGGACAUACCAAUAGAUCAUCCGUCGUGCUCAAAACAGCACGCAGCUCUUCAAUACAGGCUAGUUUCAGCCAAAAAAGAUAGGCGCCGUGUCAGAUGUAUUCGACCAUAUAUUAUCGAUUUAGAGUCAGCUAAUGGCACUUAUGUUAAUAACCAGCGUAUAGACUCAAAAAAAUAUGUGGAACUAAUGGAGAAAGACGUCGUUAAGUUCGGGUUCAGCUCCAGGGAAUAUGUGCUUUUACAUGAACAUAGCACGGAUUCUGGAGAUGAUGAUAGUCUUGCCGAAGACGAUCCAAACGAAGAAUCUAAUGCAGAUUGAAUGUAAAACUUGUCUUAAGGAAUUUAGAAGUUUUCUUAUUUUUUUAAACUGUAAAUAAAAAUAUUUUGAUACAAAAAAAUCAAAUUAAGAUCAACAUUUAAUUUCCUGCGUUACCAUUGCACAAUGAAAUAUAAUUUUGUAUGUGUAUAUAAUACAAUGCACGGGGCCUGGUGUGGCUCGGAGGUUGGCCUCAGUCACUAACGUAUUCUGAGGUCAAGCAUCAGCCGACGCGUCGUUAGUUGCCGGAUGGGUGUCCUCCCGGAUUUUUAUUGACGAGUCCUCGCCUCACACAAACGUAUAUUCCUCAACCAACUGUAAGCCCCUACAAAAUGCUAAUGGCCUUAGCUGCCGAUGCUUUUUAAGAUCAAAUAAAAAAAAAAAUACAUGGAAUAUUUUUGUAAACAAUUUCAUGACCUAAUACAUAA